Molecule: messenger RNA, 4080 nt
Organism: Gasterosteus aculeatus aculeatus (three-spined stickleback)
Lineage: Eukaryota; Metazoa; Chordata; Actinopteri; Perciformes; Gasterosteidae
Gene: sfxn3
Product: sideroflexin 3
Biological process (GO): monoatomic ion transport; serine import into mitochondrion
Cellular component (GO): mitochondrial inner membrane
Molecular function (GO): monoatomic ion transmembrane transporter activity
Source: RefSeq, a predicted model, not a curated record
UCUAUUUUACGAUACUUGUAACUGCACUAAAACGCAGCAUAGGACCACAGUGGCGUUGUGAUAUUGAGAGGUCAUACAUUUUUGAAAAAGAAAGCCAACCAGGACUACAGGAUGUCUGAAGAGCUGUCCCUCAACAUAAACAUCAAGGAGCCAAGAUGGGACCAAAGCACAUUUAUGGGGCGCGCCAAGCACUUCUUCAUGGUCACAGAUCCUAGGAACGUCCUGCUGUCCUCUGAGACUUUGGAGGAGGCCCGAGUGACCAUGGAGAACUACAGAUCUGGGAUCGCUAAGCCUGGUCUAACAGAGGACGAGCUCUGGAGGGCCAAGUACAUCUACGACUCCGCCUUCCACCCCGACACAGGAGAGAAGAUGUUUGUGAUCGGCCGGAUGUCUGCUCAGGUGCCGAUGAACAUGUCCAUCACGGGCUCCAUGCUCACCUUCUACAGGACAACUCCGGCUGUGGUGUUCUGGCAGUGGGUUAACCAGUCCUUCAACGCUGUCGUCAACUACACCAACCGCAGUGGAGACGCCCCUAUGACCGUGAAUCAACUGGGUGUAGCCUACGUCAGUGCAACUACUGGAGCUGUGGUCACGGCCCUGGGCCUCAAGUCUCUAGCUUCGCGUCUGCCGCCGAUCGCCAGCCGGUUUGUCCCCUUUGCUGCUGUCGCUGCUGCUAACUGCAUCAACAUUCCCUUCAUGAGACAGAGGGAGUUGAAGUACGGCAUCCCUGUGAUGGAUGAGAAUGGAAACCGGUUGGGAGAGUCUGCCAAUGCUGCCAAGCAGGCCAUUGUGCAGGUGGUGGUGUCCAGGAUCGGGAUGGCGGUGCCAGCCAUGGCCAUUCCCCCUGUAAUAAUGAAUUCACUGGAGAAGAAAGCCUUCUUGAAGCGGUUUCCAAUUCUCAACGCUCCGGUCCAGGUGGGGCUCGUCGGUUUGUGCCUGGUGUUCGCAACUCCUUUGUGCUGCGCCCUCUUCCCACAGAAAAGCUCCAUGAGUGUGAGCGGGCUGGAGGAGAACCUGCAGGAGAGCAUACGACAGAACAGUCCCAACACCACCACCGUCUACUUCAACAAGGGCCUGUAGGACCAGCCAACACAUCAACAUUCACACGCACGAGACAAAGACGCACACACAUGCUAUACAAAUCCGGUGUGCUGUGGGCACAGGUAGGAGGGAAAGAUAGGCAAAUUUAUUUUUGUUGUCUUUUUUUUGAAUAUAUAUAUAUAUAUGCACGGAGCUGCUCCAAUUGUAAGCGGGGUAGGGUGUUGACUGAAGGGAAAACAAAAAUGGCAGGACGAUCACUGACUUUUCUCACCGUACAUAGAUGGCACUUCUUGUAAAAGAAAACCUGACUCCUGUUUUUCAUUUGUUAUUACUGUGUUGUGGGUUUCAUGUCUUCCUUUGGUCGAAACUGCCUUUAGCGAGGCAGCACAUGGUUUGUGUUUCAGUUUCUAAUAUUUCAUGUUGCAUUCAAGUUAACGGUUAAUUAUUUGUCACUCCAGCCUUCAGUGAAGGCUUGUGCUUGUAAAGCGUUUGUGUAGUUGCUCUUUGAAUGUCAUUUUGUUUUCGGGGCUUGUAGCUGCCUCUUUCCAUUUAUAUUCCGAUUUUCAAUUCCCGGCUAGUAAAAGUGAUAUUUGAAGCUAUUGCAUACUCACUAAGGUAUAUGGAAAUUAUCUCCACCUAUUCAAUUCCCCCUUUUUUGCUCCCUGUUGUAGUUUACUUAAUUAUCUUUGAAUAGUCCAGCUGUUUGUCAUACUCCUUGUUAACAGCUUUUUGCUCUCUUCAGCGGUGAAGUGUACUUCUACUCCUAAAUAUCCAUAGACAAGGUAAAUGAGGCGCUAGGUACAACGUGGCGAAGACGAUAUGGAGAAAUGAUACUGCAAAAAGCUCCCAAAGCACAGCCAUAGAGCACAUCCGUGAUCAUGGGGUGUGCUAUUUAUCAUCAUGAACGUGUACUGUUGCCAUGACAGCGUUGGCUUGUUUUUAAAGGCCUCUUUUCCUUUUGAGAGUUAUCACCUGGUGCAGUCGCUAGAUAUAGUGGCAUAUUGAUGAAACAUUAUUGUUGUGGUUGGUGCUUCUUUGGAAGUUGCCAUGUGGAGGAAUAUGCUUUUGCUUUGUCUAAUUUAAUUUCUUUAAAGUCAGACAUACAGGGUUGUUUUUAUGCAACAAGCAUAACCAUAUGAAAAACUACGGUUUGCAUCAGAGCCACUGAUGUCUGAUUGUACCAAAUGAAAGUAGCUGACGUUAAGUUGCAAAGUCAAAAUACUAAACGCUUAUUUCCAUGUAUUAGCGGGUAACUGUGCGUAGUCUUUGUUGUGGUGUUGAGUUUGAACUUCUCUGAUGAGAGUAAUUCAGAUUGUUGCAUAAGCAGAUGACUGUUCACUUAGUGAUGAUUGUGAGAUCAUGUCCGCUGUAUUCAUCCCUGUGCUGUUUCUGUGGAUUAUGCAAGAAUAAGUAUAUUUUUUCUUAUAUAUAUAUAUCAUUUAUAUGUUACUGAGCACAUAUGCAUAAAGAAUGUUAGGGCCUCUAACUUCACCUGGCUCACCAUAAGCAUCGGAGGACAAUGUCAGCUGCUCGUACUACAAGAGCACUUAACCUGUUACAGCGGACACAGUCGCACGCUACCGGCUAUGAUUCCAUGUUUGUGCAAAGUCAUGCUUCGUGAGUGUUGCUCAAAAAAAAAAAUAUUACUUCACAGUAACGAUGUUCAAACUUAAAUUCACCUCCACCCAGCUUCUGUAGUCACUCGAGAUUGUGUUUCAGAAAUUUGAAGUUGAACGUAUAUUUUAAGUAGACUGUGUGUGUGUUGAGGGACUGUAGCAACUGCACUGUUGCCAACUUGCAUACAGAUGAUUGUGUUUAUAUGUCAUACCACAGACAGACCAUUUCUAUAAACACAUGCGACCCAAUUCCUGUUUUCAUACGGCUCCUGGCUUCUGUAUGACAAUGUGAAGGUUUUUGUAUUCUUUUUUUUUUUUUUUUUUAAAUGAUUGGGCUUAUUUUGGAAUGAAACGUUUCACGUUGCUAUUGUCAUUUGAACACUGAGGCCCCCGACAACAGCUCCUGUUUGAGUCCCUCGCCUCCCUCACACAAAGACACAAUCAACGCACUGCAGGACAGUGCUUCAGAGUUGCAUUUGGCAUUUGGCUGCAUCAUUAGGACGACCUUAUCGUGUUGUGUUUGGGCCUUUUUCCCCGCUAAGGGUGAAACUCCACUAUAUAACCUUUUGCGGUGCUGCAGUUGGAGCCAGAUGGAUUUCUGUUGCUGCCUGAAGUGGAGCUUCCGAAGAUUGUUUGUAUUGAAGAUUGUUUUCAUUAAUGGUGCUGAAUGAUGUUGACUGAACGUACUGAUAGUUGAUAAUCUAUUCAAUGUCUGGUGGUUUUCGUGGCUCGUACCCAAGCUGCUUCCGCAUUAGCUUCUUCUUUUUUCUUUGUGUCGCGCUAAAGUGUCAAGAACAAAUAUGAACGUUUUGGUCAGCAUUUUAAAUACAUUUGAAAACGUGAACCUCAGCUUGGGACUGUAACACGUUGCACCCGUAGAUCGAGCCAAAGAUGAGACGGGUAUGAACUGGACAGGAUUGAGAAUAAGGAAACUGCAGCGUAUGAUCUCUUUGUUUCAGCUUCAAUGUAUGUUCCCUUUUCCAGGCUUCUCUCACCUUUUAUUUAAACAGAAGUGGUUCUCAUUUUUGUCAGUGUUACUCUCAAAAACAUACCAAAUGUAUUGAAAACAAUGCAAAGCAUCUCCACUAAAACAGUUUAUUAUAGCAAUUUAUUGAUCGGUAAACAGAAUUUCACAUAACACCGGUGGAUUUUGACGCCCUGGUUGAAAACCCAAUAAUUUAGUGAAUUAAGAAACUGUAGAAUCUUAUUGGAUAUUGAUGGCACAAAUGAAGAGACAAUCUGUUAUGUUUAACACUCCAUGAAUGUUACACACACACACACACACACACACACACACAGACACAGAUCUGUCAGUGUCGGUGCAGUGUUUUCUCCAUCUAUUUUGUAUUGUGAUUUAAAUAUAUUUCCUUGAUGUGGGAUGUAUUUUACUCAGAGCGUUAGAAUAAAAUGUUGAAGUCCGAAA